AUGUCUGGAGGACGACAGACAAUACCCGCUGGCGGUGUCCGCCCUAAACGCGCCGCCGAAGCUUCCGAUCGCUACAUCUCUCCGGAAAGCAAAAAGCCCAGAUUCGAUCACCGAAAUCCUUCAACCCUCGCCCCUGAUGCCCCGGAAGAAGAUGCCAUCCUGGAAUUGGAUGAGAUUGGUAAGGGUGGUAUGCAGACAAAACGUAAUGCUGUCAAGCUCGAUGGUUACGAGAGCGACAGCAGCGACGACAAUUUCGAAGCCAGAGCAGACGAAAAGGCAGAGCUAGCGAAACAGGAAGGCAGAUCUGCCGAGACAAAGGAUGCAAAGAAUGCUGGAUGGAAUCAACGCGGCCAAGACACCGGAAAAUCAAAAGAUGAAGAUGAGAUGGACAUGUUCGCCGACGUCGACGAAGGCACUGGUGGUGUAGGAGGAACAGCAGACGGAGAUGACGAUGAAGAUCUGCGAGGCGAAGGCAAAAAGACGAAGAAAGACGUACGCUUCAUGGACAUCGACGACAUCGAAGGCCAAGUCCACAAGAGCAAGUCUGGAGGCCAUGUCCGUGCCGACUUUACCCUCGAUCCCAAGGGCAAGUCGCGUGCCGACGAUGAUGCUAGCGUUGAAAGUAGCAGUGAGAGCGGUAGUGAUUCGGAACGCGAUCGUCUGGACGGUGAAGACGAAGAUGCAGAGGAACUGGGUGCCGGCAGUAAGAAAAGGCACGCCCCUAAACUCGACGCCUUCAACAUGCAGCAAGAGGGCGAAGAGGGUCGUUUCGACGAAGCUGGCAACUUCAUCCGUAAAGCUGCCGAUCCGGAUUCAGUUCACGACAGCUGGCUGGAAGGCUUGAACAAAAAGGACAUGAAGAAGGCAAAGGCUGCUCAAGAAAAGCGUGACGAAGAGCGAAGGAAACAAACCGCUGCCGACGAUGCUCUACUAACCUCUGAUCUAUACGGCACUCUGAUCACUCAUCUACACAAGGGCGAGUCUGUACUGGAAGCCCUACAACGCCUCAAUGCAGCUGCUCCCAAGUCAAAGCAGAAGAAGGUGCCCAAGUGGAAGCAAAAGAAGCAAGCCGCCAAGUCAGAUGCCAUGGACCUAGAUGCAGAUGGAGGUGCCCAAGAGGACCCAGCCGAAAAGCGCCGUGUGGCUGCUGUUGAAGCAAUCACUGCCGCUGCGGAUUCUAUUUUCAGCCGCAAUAACCCAGACAUCUACGACCACGAGCGUGAACUACUACAACGUCUAUACAAGCGCGAGACUGGCGAAGACUGGGUUGACCCCGUGUCGGAAGCACCUGCGGAUGAAAACGCCAUGUUCGAAUUCCGCUGGGCGGAUGCAAGAGAUGGUGGACAGACACAUGGACCUUACGACAAGAACACUAUGCGUUCCUGGCGUGAAGCUGGCUACUUUGGUCAAGAAGCCGAAGUCGAGUUCAGACAGGUCGGCAUAGAAGGCUGGUCAAGAAGUGUCGACUUCGACUAG
Messenger RNA from Aureobasidium pullulans EXF-150, 1476 nucleotides. RefSeq lists its product as uncharacterized. Gene Ontology annotation, molecular function: protein binding. Gene Ontology annotation, cellular component: U5 snRNP. NCBI's taxonomy places the organism in Eukaryota, Fungi, Ascomycota, Dothideomycetes, Dothideales, Saccotheciaceae. The record is from RefSeq and is a predicted model, not a curated record. The transcript has a single exon. Bases 1 to 1476 code for a protein of 491 amino acids.